AAAGGUAAAAAUGAUAAAUUCCAUCCCCCCAACCCCAAUUAAUUUUGGGAGACCUGGGUCUUGUCUUAGCUAGUUUAAACCUGAUCAUGAUGUGGCUGGGAGCGAUAUUUCUAAAGAAUGGUAAAAGUGCCUUUGUGGUUGGAUGUCGAAAUGCACACUCUGGCUCAAAUCUGAACUUUGGUCACAAUGUGCACAUAUAAAUUUAGAAUGGGCUGAGAAGGGAAGGAGCUCCACAAGCUACAGGGAGCCGCGGGUGGCAGAGCCUAAACUUGGGCGACUUAAGUAGCAGAGCAGAGGGGUAAGUACAACACCCAUUUAUUUUAUUUAUUAAAGCAAUAGCUCUGGCUAAUAAGAGCGCAGUAAAGGCACUGUGUGCAGCAGAAGCCAAAUCCUACAGUAACUUAGAAUCAGAAUUGGGAGAGGCCCGAGGGUCAUCUAGUCCAACCCCCUGCAAUGCAGGAAUCUCAACUAAAGCAUCCAUGACAGAUGGCCAUCCAAACUCUGCCUAAAAACAUCAAAGGAAGGAGAGUCCAUUUCCUGUGCUUCCUGGUUCAUGCUAACCAUCGUUUGCUGUGAAAUCUGAAGAGGGGGGCGGCGGCACAACAACAUAUCACUGUAGUUCGUUGUGCAAAUCACCCAGCACCCCUGAUUGACUUUAACUGCAAUACCUUAAUUUGUUGGUAUGUGACUGAAUCCCACCAGAAAACAGCAAUAUUCUGGAUGUGCCCUGGUCAGGUUUUCGAGGUAAUCGACCUACGGUUUUGGUUGCUCUAAUAAAAUUGUCACUCUAAUAAGGACUUUGGAAUUUUCCUUUCUUUUUGUGCUUCCCCCUCGUGGCAUUAGACUUAGCUACUAGUGUAUAUCCCUAGUUAUAGGCCAGGCAUCCAAAGUCUGUUUCGGGGGCCUAAUCCAGCCUGCCGAUCGAUGUAAUCCGGCUCCCGUUGCAGCAUAUGUCCUGGGGUAAAAUCCUUCAAAAAGCUCAAAAGUUGAACAACUUGGGGGUUAAAUCCUCAAAAAAAAAGCUCAAUAACUUCAAUCCUUAAAAAAGCUCAACUUUGGUUGGCCCUCACACAUGUUCAGAUAAUCAAAUCUGGCCGUCUUUGAAAAACGUUUGGGCACUCCUGUUACAGGCUGAAUGUAGACACAUCAAAAAUGUGAAUCAGUUAAACAGGUUGUAAACUUCAUACAGGGAAAUCCCACUGGCGAAAGACAACCAUCUGGUGUUACAGUGUUAUAACGCAUAUAAAGUGCUUUAUCUUUACGAAUGUAGCUGAGUCCAUUAUAUAGUUACUCUGGGCAUACUGCUAGUCUGUAUCCAAAGAAACAGAAAUAAGUUGCCAUAUACUGUAAUGCAUCAGACUUUUUGUCCAUCUAAGCCAGGACUGCUUGCACUGGCUGGCAGCAGCAGCUUUCUGUAGUCUCUUGCCAUUGCUGUUGGAUCUCAAUCAAGCAAUCAAUAAUAAAUCUCGGACAACCAAUGAUGGAUUCUGAACCCAUUUUGCCUGCAAGCGUGGGUGCCCAGAAGGGUUCUUACAAAGCUUCCUUGUCUUCACAAAAAAAAAACCAAGGAAUAGGUUCCACCGAGAUUUGAACUCGGAUCGCUGGAUUCAGAGUCCAAAGUGCUAACCAUUACACCAUGGAACCUUACGCAAGAAAUUUCUCUGGUUACGAGACAAUUAGCUACCUGGCUCUGCUACCUCGUAACCUCCAGAGAGUUAAGUGGUUUGAAGAAAGAAAAAGACAAAAAUGUUUCUGAACGACGCUCAACAAGGGGCGCGGGGAGAAGAGCGCAUUCUCUGCGCGGGAGGGGAGGAGAAUGAGCUAGGACUCCUGGGUUCUCUUCCUGGCUCCGAUCGCAAGAAUAGGUUAUUUGGGGGUAAGGACUGCAUUUGGGAGGCAAAAUGUCGAAGUGAGGGGUGGAGAUAAUGACUCUCUAUGGGGAAAUCGUACGGAGGAAGGGGAUCAAGAUUCCUGGGUUUACCUUCCCUCGGCCCUCUCCCCCACCCCCGGCAACAAAGUUUGGCCAUCGCCCCCACGUGCCUCCAUUCAAGGCCGGGAGGGAGGCAGGGAGAUCGGCCAAUGGGGAGGGCGCUGCCUCGAGUCGCCGCCUCCCCCGCGGAUCGUCCCCCUUUUCUCCUCCCACCAAAGGGGCUGCGCGCAACAAACUUUUCCCCCUAGCGCAGCGAAGGCAGGCGCUCCUCUUUUCGCCGCGUGAUCGAGGGACCGCCGGGGUAGAAGAUCGCGCUGUUGUGGGGCUCAGAGAGCGUGUGAGAGAGGGGGCACCCCGCGAGAUCCACAGGUAAUCGUUAUCUCGAUGCCACGCGGGGAACCAGCGUGGGAAGGCUGGCUGGCGAGAUCCAGGGGCGCGUGGAUCCCAAUCAUUUGCUCCGCGGCCGCGCGGUACGAUCUAGUGGGGUAGGAAGUGCUUCUGCGCGGGAUUCGAACUCUAGACCGCUGCGGACAUGUUGGGUAUAACUAGCAGAGGCUAUUUGUGGCUCGCGGAAGUUGUUGGUGAGUUUCCACUUCGCAGGGCUGAAUCCAAUCCUUCCCGGGAUUGCUUCCAGGCCGCGGAAGCUCUUGCAACAGUUCAUCUUGAAGGUGCUACAGAUUUAUUAUUUUUUGUUCCUGCUUAUGUUAAUUUUCACAUCGCAGUCAGAAAUAAUACCGAACCCGCGUGUGGGUUGUUGUCCACACGUGAUGAUUCCUCGCUUGGAGAAAGGGCUGGUGAACAGAGGCACGCCGACUCAGCCCUGUGCCUAGAGAGCAACAUGUGAUCCAAACACGACUUUUUUUUUAAAAAAAGGGGGGGUUAGAAGAGGCCAGCCCACGAUCAUUUUUACAAAUCAGCCCGUGUGCCCCCUUUCACACAAAUGCUUGUGCACGUGGAGAGACAGUGUCUACCCGCAGGUUGUGGCUGUAGUCAGAACAUGUGAGCAAGUAUACAGUACAAUUUUAUUUUCUAGUUACAGGAUUUCAGCAGGCAGUUGCAGGGCAUGUGCAAGUUGGAAAACUGCAGAAUAUCUGUGCUGAACCUUUUGCAGCAGCAAACAGUAUUGAAAGUGGGAGCGCAUAAUGUUACAAUAAUGAGCACAAAUAAUAAUGAAUGCACAAUAAAGAGGAUGUCUGCAGAGGCCCUUAGGCACCAAUCACCUUUUUCUCUUUAGAUAUCUUUAUGGGCGACUGCAUGAAGUCCUCAAUCUGCUUACAGUUAGCCAAGACUAACUAACCCUUAGUCUACAUCCCUGAAUUAAAUGCAUCCUCCUCCCUUGAUUAUACUUGCCUCCAUUUCCCUAGUGCCUCCUUGAAUUUUAGACUGUAGUCUUUGGGGGCAGGGAACUGCUGUCUUGCGCUUCAUAAAACACCUUGGGGCUUUGAUGAGAACAUUAUUAAUCAUCAAUAAGAGCAUCAACACUUUAGUCAGGACUUCACUGAUGGCAGUGACAGUGAAGUCCCAGUUAACUUUAGCUAGAUGGUGUGAAAAGAAUAAAGGAUCGAGCCACAUUCACAGAGCCAAUCUCUGCUGGUUGCAGGCGGUGUGUGGUUUGCUGUUUUGUUCUCAGUUGCCGUUGGAGAGGUGGAGAUUGGGGGAUGUUCCCUGAGCCUUUGAAACUUGGACGAUGAAGCAAGAAAUGUGAUUCGGAGGCCACUGACCUAUUUGCUGCUUCUUAUCUCUGGGAUAUUUGGCUCCAGUGAGCUGGCCUUUGGGACAUCUGUGAUUAGAGCAAGGUGGAUUCUGGGGUGGAGAGGGACAUUGAGAAAAGGGGGCGGGUGGGAAACUCUAUGAUUGAUUCAGCCCACUCAGGGCCGGCUCAUGCAUGAGGCAAGGUGAGGCAACGGCCUCAGGCGGCAGGAUCCACAGGGGCAGCAGAUCUGUCCUCCAAGGAAUGCAUUGCAUACUGCUCUUGCCACCUCUACAGCGGCCUCUUGGUAAAUAGGAGGUGCUAUUGGUCUUCUCCUACCCUUGUUCCCAAUGGACAUCUUCACCCUUCUUCCCUGGUGAGGAGAGCGCCAUUUUGUGGUUUGCCUCAGGCACCAAAAUGUCUUGGGCUGGCCCUGCCACCAGAGCCUCUUCAUCUGUUGGCAGACACACACUGGUAAGCUCUGCCUGUAUGCUCACCCCCCUGGCAUCUUGCUCAGUGUCUUAUGCCAAGGAUGGGCAAGCUCUGGCCCUCCAGAAGUUGUUGGGCUACAGUUCCCACCAUCCCUGGUCGCUGGCUGGGGCGUGGAGUUCAACAUCCGGACGGCCAGCCUUUCAUGCCUUGAGCCCUGCUCCCUCCGUUACUGUGGUCCUUCGCCUGCCAUGGGUCUCUUCCUGCCGUUCUGUGGCAUCUGCUCCCUUUGCCCACCCUUCCUGUCCCUGCAUGGCCUGGGUAGACCAACCUAGGAAGCUGAGUCAGACCCUUGGUCCAAUUAGCUCUAUGUAGUCUACACUGGCUGGCAGCAACUCCAGGGUUUCAGACCCACAACCCUACCUGGAGGCACCUUUUAUGGAGGAGAGCGCUGUCAAUGGCUACUAGAUGGGCGUUCGGCCCGAUGUUCUUAUUGAACCUUCUACACGCAAGGCAGUUUUACUGCCACUGACUUACGUUCCUUCCGCCAUCGAACCUUCCAUCUCAUCUUGUGUGUUUUUUUUAAAAAGGAAAACGGAGGCCCCUUGCAAAACGCCAUCCCAAGCAGUCCCUCACUGUUGCUUUCUCUUCUUUCCUUGGCAGGACUCUGCCAUGGGGGUCCUACACUACUACCAGCGGCCCAGCGAGACGGACACUGAAGUGGCCACACUGCUGCGUUCGGCUGAAGCCAUAUUGGGUAAUGGCCUCCAAGGGGUGCAGAAGGAAAUAUGUUUCAACGUCAACUGGACAGGUACGAAAAUGGGACACGGACUGUGUCUGGAUUCUGAUAUGAAACGAAUGGGGAGGUAUGGAGGGAGGUGUGCAUAUUGAUUCUUUUUUUCCUUUCUGAGUGGUUAGAGGUUUGGCGUGGGGCUGCCCCCCACCCCUUCUUGUCUCAGAGCUAGUUGCCUGUUGGGUGAUUGCCCUGUUGCAUUGUGGGUAGCUAUAAUCGUUUCUCCCUACUGUUUCCUCGCCAGGAGGAACACCCCCAAACUCUGAGGAGACGGAGAAGCUGCUGUGGAUCUUUGGUUGCCCUUUUGAAGACGGCGACAUCGCACCCAAGUCCUUCCUUAGCCCAACUCCUUCAGAUCUGCUGAUAGAGGUCGGGCCUCGGUACGUCCUGAGCUGAGGGGGAAAAGCCACUCUGCCUAUGUCCUAUACAAUAAUGGCAAGGAGGAGAGAGAGAAUGCGUGUAUCGACCAGUUUCAGGCAUCAUGAACAGACCUCAGGCUUAUACAAUUGUAGAGUUAAAAGGUACCCCAGGAGUCAUCUCCCUUGGAAGUUUUUCAGCAGAGGUUGGACGGUAAUCUGUCAUGGAUGCUUUGGUUGAGAUUCCUUCUUCGUUUCCUGGUUCACGCUAACCAUAGUUUGCUGUGAAAUCUGAAGGGGGGAGGACAACGUAUCACUGUGGUUUGCUGCCAAACCAGAACUGGAAACUCUUGUUUAAGAACCAUGGUUUUCAAUUUGUGCUUGGUGGCAAACUAUGGUUUUGUGGAUUUUGAUGUCAGGGCAAACUGGUUACUGAGAAGCAGGGUGGAAAUCAGAGUACGUUGGUAGGAAGGAGUGUCCCGCCCCAAUGCCUGAUCACAACAGACAAACCAUGAAUUAGUUGUGUUGUCUGAAACUCGGCCUUUACAGCUGAAUCAAAUGUUAUAUGAAAGCUUUCAUUUGCUAACUUAUGCUACUUAACCAACAGCGUUGUUUAUUUGUAGGCCACUUCAAAAUAAUUUCACAUAGUUGGUUGUUAUAAGCCAUAUGAAAAUUUAAAUAGUUAUAAAGGCUAACAAAAACAUCUAUUAAUGAAUGUACAGUAAAAUUGAACUGUCUGCUAAUAAUUCACACUAAAUCUUGACCUUAAACAACACCCUCCACCCCAAAGGAAGGAGCAGGUUUUGCUGAAACAAAUGUUUUAUGUUUGUAGGUUGAACUUCUCAACUGCGUAUUCCACAAAUGCAGUGUCGGUGUGCUGGGCAGCCGGACUGGAAAAGAUUGACCGAAUCGAAUGUUCCCGUCGAUACCUUUUCAAGGUGACUGUGGGUGGGUCUAAACACUGGAAGAAAACUGCUGUUAGAUUCCUUAUGUCACCACAUACGCAAGAACCCCAUAGGGAUUUGGAAACGUUUAACCCGAUGGCUUCCACAUCCUUCUCUUUCAGUGCGGGCAGCGCCCAUCGGCCCCCCAGGAGGCCUCCAUAUCGUCUACGCUGUAUGAUCGGAUGACAGAGCAGUGUUACCCAGAACCCAUCAGCAGCUUUGCUAUAGCCAUCCACCCUGAGCCUGUGUUCCAUGUCGAUAUUUUGGGAGAAGGGAGACCUGCUCUGGUCGAAGCCAACAACCAGCUCGGUAUGAAGCAGCGGGGCAAAGCUGGGCUUGGCUAGAGAUGGAGGACCUUCAGUGGCUAUGCUCUGAUUCUGAAUGCCAGUUUCUGGAAGCUAACUCUCAACUUAUUAUUGUCUGACCCUAGCUUGCAUGAGCACAGCUUUGGCAAAUAUCUCAUCGGAUCCUUUCUUCUCUCCUUUUCACUUGCAGAGACCUACGUGGAUUUAGAGCAGCAUUUCUCAAACUUGGGUCUUCAGCUGUUUUGGGACUACAACUCCCAUCAUCCCUAGCUAGCAAGACCCAGUGGUCAAGGAUGAUGGGAGUUGUAGUCCAAAAACAGCUGGAGAACCAAGCUUGGGAAACACAGAUCUAGAGGGAUUCAGCCUUCUGGUCUUAAAGGGUUUUGUGGAAUUUUGGAGCUGUGGAAGGGACCCGAGGGUCAUCUAGUCCAACCCCCUGCAAUGCAGGAAUCUCAACUCGGGUAUCCAUGGCAGAUGGCCAUCUAACCUCUGCUUAAAAACCCUCCAAGGAAGGAGAGUCCACUGCCUUCUGAGGGAGGUGAUAAAGUUGUGUUCGCCCCAGUCAGAGAGUAUUCUGGCCCUACCUCUGAAAGUGGAACUCUGUUCUGUCCCAGUUUCCCUUGAUUAUGAGAAACAAUAUUCUUUAUUUGGCCAGGUUUGUGUGUAUGUGUUUAGGAUAAACUAUAGACACUUCUCUGCCUUACAGGUCUGGCUUUUGAUUCCUGGGAUCUGGACUUCUACACUGACCUCUUCAAGAAACUUGGGAGGAAUCCCACCAGCGUGGAAUGCUUUGAUCUCGCUCAGUCCAACAGGUGCCUGCUUGGCUAUGGGGUGCAGAGGGGUGGGGCGGGAACUGGGAAAAACCUUCCUGCUUGAGGCUCAGGGGAGGCCAUCUUACAGCAUUGAGUCCCGCAGAUUUUCACCAUGCAAAGUUUUUAUAAAGUAAAAGUUUUUCAACUGCAAGUUGCCUUGUGGGUGUGGGAGAGGGCCCUUUUUUGGGUCAAAAGUGACUUCAUUUUUUAAAAAACCCCCAAAACAAAUAGGUGUUGGGUAACCCUAUGCCAGAGGCUUUCAAAAGUCCACAGCUCCCUUGACAAACUGCAUGCUUUCUGCGGCUCCCAUGUGGGGCUCAGGAGCCCAGUUAUGUCACCCCUUGCCUGCAGAGCUGGCGGCCUCUCACCCUUUUUUGAACAUCCUCCCUUGUGACGUGUUCCCUCAGCCUCCUCUCCCCUCUGCUUGGGAGUCCUCUGGGCAACCGCUGCCACCACCUCCGGUCUCUGAGCUGCCCCUCCUGCCCCAAAGAGGUGCCUCCCCACACUGCCCCACAAGAGCCUAGGACUUGUCUGUCCAUUCCCUUGCCCGCUUGCUUGCUAAUUCACUCUGAGGCCACCUCGGCUCCUGGCACCAGCACCCCCUGGCCAGUAUCAGAGCCACCAUUCGCCUGCGGUACUUGUAGCCAGGGCUGCUGGAACAAGCAGCCGUACAAGCCUUUGGGAAGCAGAGAUGCAAGAGGGCAUCAGAGGAGGGAAGGAAGGAAAGAGAGAGAGGCCAGUGUUGCCCCUGACCAUCGUUCAAGUCACCCAGGGUGCCACGGCACACUGGUUGAAAAUGUUGGCAAACAACCAAGGAAGCGGGGGCAAUUGGCAGACCCCCAGCUGGCUCCGUCCCACCAGCCAGUGUACCGGACAAACUCCAGUCCUUGGUACCGCAUAAAUCAGUGACCCGAACUUCAAAAGCUAGGGCACGCUCUAAUCAGCAGAGAUAACGCUAUGCAACAGAAGUGCCAGGAGAGUAUGUGUAAGCAUAUUUACAAGCAAUUUAUUCAGCAUAAGGUAAAGGGACCCCUGACCAUUAGGUCCAGUCAUGGCCGACUCUGGGGUUGCGGUGCUCAUCUCGCUUUAUUGGCCGAGGGAGCCAGCUUCCAGGUCAUGUGGCCAGCAUGACUAAGCCGUUUCUGGCGAACCAGAGCAGCACAUGGAAACGCCUUUUACCUUCCCGCCGGAGCGGUACCUAUUUAUCUACUUGCACUUUGACGUGCUUUCGAACUGCUAGGUUGGCAGGAGCAGGGACUGAGCAAUGGGAGCUCACCCCGUCGCAGGGAUUCGAACCGCCGACCUUCUGAUGGGCAAGUCCUAGGUUCUGUGGUUUAACCCACAGCGCCACCCGCUUCCCUUCCGUUUACUUUUCAUCAUGACAAAAGGAAAACAUUUCCGAUCCCCUUUGUGUCCAAAGCAAGACAGCAUAAGCAAAAGCUAUACACAAACGGAAGUUCCCAGCAAGCUGUGCUGGAGUGUAAACAGGCAUGUGACACACAACAAUCAUGCCUGUUCCUUAAGGUGGAAUGGAAUAUCCCAACAGAAAACCACUGCUCUGUCUACCUCUUAAGUCCAGAGGAGCAAAUGGUGAACACUUGAUGGGGAAUGAUAACAGGAAGGGGCUUAUUUCAGCUUCCCAUAGGCAUCACUCUGGGAAACAGGAUGCUCAACCAUAGAAUCAUAGAAUUGUAAAGUUGGGAGGGAUCCCAAGGGUCAUCUAGUCCAACCCCCUGCAAUGCAGAAAUCUCAACUAAAGCAUCCAUGGUAGAUGACCUUCCAACCUCUGCUUAAAAGCCUCCAAAGAAGGAGAAUCCACAAACUCCCAAGGGAGUUUGUUCCUCUGUCGAACAGCUCUUGAUGUCAAAAAUUCUUCCUGAUGUUUAGUCGGAAUCUCCUUUCUUGAAACUUGAAGCCAUUGGUUCGAGUCUUGCCCUCUGGCGCAGGAGAAAAGCAGCUUGCUCCAUCUUCCAUGUGGCAGCCCUUGAGAUAUUUGAAGAUGGCUACCGUAUUUCCUUUCAGUCUCCUCUUUUCCGGGCUAAACAUGCCCAGUUCCCUCAACCAUUCCUCAUAAGGCUUGGUUUCCAGACCCUCGAUCUUUGGUUAGACCUGGGAUAUUUUUUUUUGCAAAGAACUGUUAACAAGGUCAUUAAAAUGACUUUCUUAGCCCCCUUUCCAAAGCUUUAGGGGCUGUUCAGUGGUGAGUAGAAGAAAAUAAACCUGAUCGCGGUGGAUCAUAAGAGCAUGGCUCCAACAGAGCGCAUGCUUCAGUCCCUGCCACUAAAGUAGGACUCUAAAGGCGAAUAGUAGGCAUGGAAGAUCUUUAUCUAGUUGAGUUCCUGCAAAGCUGGGCUAGAUGGGCCAAUAGCCUGACCUGGCGCCCAGCAGCUUCCUGUCUCCCUAAACCCGCCUCUUCUUUCUGCAGCGAACACAGUCGCCACUGGUUCUUCAAGGGGCGCCUCCUGGUGGAUGGGCAGGAGCUCAAGGAGUCCCUCUUCGAGUCCAUCAUGAAGACCCAGGAGCGGAGCAACCCCAACAACGUCAUCAAGUUCUGCGACAACAGCAGGUGGGGGUCUUCGGGAACCGGCGGGAGGAGCGGGUGGCCUGCAAAAUGGCGGCCUCAACCCCCUGUUGCCGUCUCCGGAGCAGAGAAUAAGCAAUGGGGCAGGCCUAGAACAGAGGUGGAGAACCUGUACCCCUCCUUGAUUCGGUUGAACCUCAACUACCAUCAUCCCUGACCUUUGGUCAAGGCUGAGGGGAGUUUGCAUCCCACAUUGUCUGCAGGGACCCAGGUUGACAACUGCUUUUGAGCCAACUCCUAAGGCCUGGCUGAGGAACUCUGAUCAUUCCAGAUGUGGACAGACUCUUAACUCCCAUCGUGCCUGACUUUUGGCCUUGUUGGCUACAGUCAAUGGGAGCUGGGAGUCCCUUCCCAUGUGUGGCUUUCGGUGGCCAUGUGGCUUCUUCCUCUUCCUUUUUAGUUUUUAUUUAUACUUUCCAAAUUUAUUCAUUUCAUUAAUUUUACAAUCCAUUCAACAUUUCAAAAUUUGACUUCCUUCCCCCUCUUCCUGCGUUUCCUUAAAUUUAUUUUUUCAUACCUUCUGCAUAUCCAAAUUCAUUUAAUUUACUCAUUUAAUUAUCUACUGUAAAUAGAUACUCUUAUAAAACUGCAGUUUAUUACACUAAUCCUGCUAAUGUUUUUAUCUGUUUACAAUUUAACUGAAAAUAUUCAAUGAACCAUUUCCAUUCUUUUAUAAAGAGUUUGUUACCUUGAUUUCUUAUUCUUCUGGUAGGUUUCGCCAUUUCUGCAUAUUCCAUAAGUUUUUGUAUCCAUUCUUCCUUUUCUGGGACUUCUGCUUCUUUCCAUUUUGGGCAAGUAACAUUCUUGCCGCUGUAGUAGCAUACAUGAAUAAAUUUCUAUACAAUUUAGGUAGUUCUGUCCCUAUAAUUCCCAAAAGAAAAGCUUCUGGGGUUUGUUUGUUUAUUAUAAAAGUUAUUCUGAACAUCUUUUUAUAACUCAUUAUAUAUCAUUUCCCAGUAAGCUUUAACCUUACCACAUUUUCCCCAAUUUACUUGGCAAGAAGCCGUGUGGCUUCUUGAAGCUGAGUGUGUGUUUUGUCUUCCCAACACAGUGCGAUCCAAGGGAGAGAGGUCCUUUCGAUGUGGCCCAGCGACCCAUCUCGUUCCAGCCCCUUUGAGAAGCGGACGUCCACCCGGCACGUCAUUUUCACAGCUGAGACCCACAACUUUCCUACUGGUGAGUGGAUGGGAAAGGGGGCAUGGUCUGAAGGGCAGGGGGCUUAUUUCUAGUGCAUCGUAAAUUCCCCUGGCAGGCAGGCACCCCUGUGGACAGCUACUGCCUCAAACAAAUAACAGGCUUCUUUGCAUUGACGGAGUCUAUGAAUAACCUGUCUGGGUGCUCUGUGGAGGGAGUGCAUUUGUGUGGGUUUGACGUUGCUUUUAAACUCUCCUUGCAGGCGUUGCUCCCUUCAGCGGUGCCACCACUGGGACUGGCGGGCGGAUCCGCGAUGUGCAGUGCACAGGCCGUGGGGCCCACUAUAUCGCUGGCACUGCUGGCUACAGUUUCGGCAAUCUGCUCAUACCAGGUUAGUAGCGGUGGCUUGGGCUCAGCAUACUGGAAAGGCAGCUGCAGAAGGAUGUUUUGCUUGGCAACAAAUGGAUAGGUGUUGUGCAGGUUUCUCCCCCCACCCCAGAUUCCUUCCUUCCUCCCGUCCGAGUCUCCACUCCCAUCGUUCAGCCCGGACCCAGAGGUCCAGCUCUGAGGGUCUGGUGCUUCUCACACUGCGAGAAGUGAGGUUACAGCGAACCACACAGAGUGCCUUCUUUGUAGUGGCGCCCUCUCUGUGGAAUGCCUUCCCAUCAGUUGCCAAGGAAAUAAACAACUGUCUUGACUUUUAGAAGACAUCUGAAGGGAGCUCUGUAUAGGGAAGUUGUUUUUUUAAAAAUAUUUGAGGUUUUACUGUGGUUUUAUAAAUUGUUGGGAGCUGCCCAGAAUGGCAGGGGCAAUCCAGUCAGAUAGGAGGCAUAUAAAUAAUAAAAUUAUUAUUAUUAUUACCAGUAGAACUGUGCUUACUGCAUGCCAGUGAGGCGAUCCCUCCCAUUUGCCACAAGAAGGUAGAAUCUGCUGAAUAAAUCACUCCAAUCAAAUACAUUUGCAUAACUUUGACCAGCUGAGAAGCAAAGCCCAAGCACUGAACGUUUGCUUUCUAAUGAUUGGAAGUUGUCUGACUUCUGAGAUUUCAUGUGGUGCCUUCCUUGAGAACUAGAGACGACAUUAUUAUUAUUAUUAUUAUUAUUAUUAUUAUUAUUAUACAGCUGAGAUUUCUCAAGAUGCACCAAGACCAGCAGUUGGUGGAGCAGGGGUGCUAGCUGCCCCCCCUUGCUGCUUGCAUUGCUGUGGCUUACCAGGAAAGAGAGGUGGGGGCACCAGCAAGGUUGGCAUAGUGCGAUAACCCCGGUGGAACCUAUCCGGUGCUCCUGGCAGUGUGUUUGCACCAUGGCGACUUGCCCUUCUCCCUUCCAGUAAGCUGUGAUGACGUCGGUGAUGGGAGGUCAGCUAAGCACCCCUGCCUGCUCCUGUGCAGAUUUGAAAUCCUUUUACUUAUGCCCUAUAAAAUAUGCCCAGAUAAUUGUGCCAUGUGACAGUCUCUUGAGACAGACCAGAAGCUCCUCUUAAUAAGGCAGUCAUGCCCUCCAAUCCAAGACACAGGUGUGCCGAGUUGGGCCUAACAUUUGGGGGGGGGCGGCGUCUCACGUGCAUGACAUCACAUGCACGAUGCCUGUCCCCCAGUCGGGCCACGUCUUCCGGGACGCACAAGCAUCCCUUUGAGGAUUGCCAGAGUGCUUUGUGAUUGUGGCGGGAGAUCAUGGAGGGCAAAAAUCACCCUCUGCGCCGCCCAGCAAGCCAGUGCUCAGCUGGGGUCAGCGGGGGAUGGCGGCCCCCUCAAUAUGGGCGGCUGAAGGCCCUCCUGCCCUCUAUACCCGGUGCCCCCACCAAGGCAGCAAGGUGUACAUGCACAAAGGUGAUUCGAAGCAGCCCUAGGCUAUGGGAGAAAUCUGUCCUGUUCUUUUCCCAUUCCUCUCUGCAGGAUACACAUUACCCUGGGAAGAUCCGUCCCUGCUGUAUCCAGACAACUUUGCCCCACCUGUGGAGGUUGCCAUCAGAGCCAGCGAUGGCGCUUCAGACUACGGCAACAAAUUUGGGGAACCCGUUCUGGCAGGUGAGACUUGCGGCAUGAUGAUCUUUGGCUCCUUUCUUCCGAGGUUCAGCGUCCGGCUGGUUUGUUUGUUUCUCUCUUUGAAACCCUGGCAUCCUUUAGCGACAACUUAGGGCAUCUGAGAGUCCAAAGCGAGGGAGAACGAGGAAGGCUGUGUGUUUGGAAAUGUGAGAAAAUUCCCCCCAUCACCUGUCUUCCAGGCUUUGCACGUUCUUUCGGGCUCCGUCUGGCAGAUGGCGAACGGCACGAGUGGAUCAAGCCUAUCAUGUUCAGUGGUGGGAUUGGAGCGAUGGAAGAUGCCCACGUCCGCAAGGAAGCCCCACAGCCUGGUAAUUUUUAUUUAAUUUAGCCUGUUUGGGAGAUUGCGCUUGCUGUGAUAUGCAUCUAAUACACAUGCUGUUUAUUCCUUCAGCGCUGAUGCAUUUGCUCAUGCAAAAAUGAUUCAUCGAUCGAUUGACAGCGAUGAAUUUACCACUCUAUUAUUAUUAUUAUUAGUAGUAGUAUUUAUUAAACUUAUUACUCGCUUUUUUAAAAAAAGACGUAGCUCAAAGGGACUUACGAAAAGAAUUGGGGGGCCAUCACUGAAAAGUCCAGUUCUUGCGUUCUUUGAACCUCCCAUGAAUGGGGCACCUGGAGAAGGGUCUCCGAUGAUGAUGACUGCAGGAACCGGGUCAGUUCAUAAUAAUAAGUGCUUGCUUAUUUUGCAAAAAUGUGUUAGGGUACCUCUGUUGAGCUUGGGGAAGUUAAAGAGCUGCUGAAGCAUUUGCUGCUGUGGAAAUCUCACCCUCCCAUCACUUGCAUUUUGAUAUUUUACUAGAUGCUCCCAAGGAGUCAUGAGGACUAGAGCCUUUAUUUUUUAAAGAAAACAAAUCACAGUUGAGAUUCUCAGAAUAUUGAAUUUGGACCAGAUGUUAGAUUCUUUCUUUCUUUCCAACUGUACAAUUGCGACUCAAGUUCCCAUUUCCUUCUCAGGUAUGAAUGUCGUGAAGGUUGGAGGCCCCGUCUAUCGAAUUGGUGUUGGUGGUGGAGCUGCUUCCUCCAUCCAGGUAAGUUGGGCGUUGCCUUCUGCUCCUCACCUUUGCAGGUGAAGGUGGCAUCUCCCUAUCAAAGCCUUAAGGCGAAGGUUCGGAGAUGCAGGUACCUUUUAGGAGUCCUGGGCAGCAGAGAUGUAGCAAGGUGGGUGCGGUUUGCCCCGGGUGUCACCUCCCGGGGUGUGUGUGACAAAAUGCUGUGUGACACUCAACGUCUGUGAGAGACGCUGUGGCACGCGCAGGCUUCCUUCUGGUGAAACUGUCCACCCUCUACCUCAGCUGUAAAAAGCUCAAUAACUUUGCCUGCAAAAAAAAAAUGAAAUAAAGUCAAACCAUUUUUGCAGGCAAAAAAUAAAUAAAUCCCAAUGUGCGGGGGUGGGGUGGGGUGUUACAAGCAAUUUUCCGCCCCGGGUACCACGUGACCUUGCUAUGCCACUGCUGGGCAGCAGGCAAUGAUGGCCCUGCUUAUUGGCCUCAUUCCUUGGCCUUCUUCUUAACUGGUGAUUACUCGUUGCCGACAAAGCUACCGCUUCCCUCUGCGAAGCCCUUCACACCUGCAAAUGCUCCCCAUGUGUGCAGGUGCAAGGGGACAACGCCAGCGAACUGGAUUUUGGGGCGGUGCAACGUGGCGAUGCUGAGAUGGAGCAGAAGAUGAACCGGGUGUUGCGAGGGUGCGUGGAGAACGGGGAAGGCAAUCCCAUCUGCAGCCUGCACGACCAGGGCGCUGGAGGCAACGGUGAGCGGCUCGGAGAAGGCUUAUGGGAACGUGGCUAUAGGCUUAGCCGUAUGUGCUCUCGCUUUUUCCCCUCCUGAGUGGUUUGAUUUGGGCCACAUGCCGCAGCUGAAGAGCGUUUGGACCUUACGGCGAAGGGGAAACUUGCAGGAUGAAGAGCAGAACGGUUUCUAGUGGUUCAGAUGUGGUUGAACAGGAUAUUCCUUUGUGAUGUUGGGGGACCAGGGAAGGGCCGUAGCUCAGAGGUAAAACACCCUGCUUUGCAUGCAGAAGGUCGCAAGUUCAAUCCCCGGCAUCUCUGGGUAGGACUAGCGAUGUCCCUUUGCCUGAAACCCUGGAGAGUUGUCACAACAAUUCUGAGCUAGCUACACCAAGGAUGUGACUGAGCUAGAUGGAUCAAAGUUUGGACUCGGUAGAAGGCAGUUUCCCGUGUCCCUACAUCCCUAAAUGUCCCAUUUGACCACAAAGGUUAUGGGAAGACCUUAAGACAAUCCAUCCCCUGUAGCAUAGCCAACUUCACUAUAAGAAUUCUAUACCUGCUUGGUACAUUAACUGGCUCAUUGGCCUAAGGGUUUGAUUCUUGCUUUGGGUGCAAGAGGUCCUAGGGUCAAAUCCUUCUUUCUGGUUUCCCACAGGUCUCUAGCUGGCCACUGUGAGAACAGGAUGCUGGAUUUGAUUGGCUAGCAGGGUCUUCUUAUGUUUACAUUGCUACAAAGAAAUUACGUUAACUAAGCGGCAGUAAACGAUUUGUGAAUAGCAAUAGUUUUGUUGCCUGGAUGCUCUAGGAAGAGGAAAUGGAAGAUGAGAAGGUAGUCUUUGGCCAUCAGGGGUUCCCCCAGGGAAUGAAUGGCUGCAGUUAACCAUUCCCUCCACCUCCAAAGGUAGAGAUGGUCAACUCUACCUGGAUGGAUAAGGACAGUGUUCUUCAACCUUGGGUCUGCAGAUGUCGUUGGACUACAAUUCCUAUCAUUCCUGAUCUUUAGUGUUAUCUAUUGGGAUGAUGGCAGUUGUAGUCCAGCAGUAUCUGAAGACCCAAGGUUGAAGAACAUGAGAUAAGAAUGUUUUGAGCUGGGUGCGAACAGUAGGCCAUUGACGGAUGCUUUUCUGGGUGAUAAUAAGUUUGGAAGAAUUAUAGUAGCUGCUACCUUCAAGGAUUUGGGUGUGUGUGUGAGAGAGGCCUCCAAAGAAACUCUUUGCUUUUAUUUUAGGGAAUGUGCUGAAGGAACUGAGCGAGCCAGCCGGGGCUGUCAUCUACGCAAGCCGCUUCCAGGUCUGUUUCUCAUUUAUGACUUUCCUACAGACGCUGUGGGUUAAACCACAGAACCUAGGACUUGCUGAUCAGAAGGUCAGCGGUUCGAAUCCCAGCAACGGGGUGAGCUCCCGUUGCUCGAUCCCUGCUCCUGCUAACCUAGCAGUUCGAAAGCACGUCAAAGUGCAAGUAGAUAAAUAGGUACCGCUCCAGCACUGCUCUGGUUUGCCAGAAGUGGCUUAGUCAUGCUGGCCACAUGACCCGGAAGCUGUUUGCGGACAAACGCCGGCUCCCUCGGCCUAUAGAGCAAGAUGAGCGCGCAACCCUAGAGUCGUUUGCAACUGGACUUAACAGUCAGGGGUCCCUUUACGUUUACCUUUUACAGACACCAAGCUCUUUGUCUUCUGAUCUACUGUCCUUUAUAUCUAUUGAUUACUUCCCCAUAGAUGGUUCCCUGUUCCUAAAUGCACAGAGCAGGGAGCAGUAGAUUUAAAAACAAACCUAUGCAAACAAAAAUCUGGGAAAAUCCCAGAUUAAAUCUACAUCUGGGUGGAGAACCUCAGACCUGAAGGUUAGAGGUGGCCCUCCAGAUGUAUUUGUCUGGGCUGCAUCCUCUUUCCCACCCAGUGCAUCUGGCUUAGCACCCUCCUUGAGUGUUUUUGCCUGGUUGGAAUGUGCCCAUGAACUCUUACAGCAUAUAUAAAAACAAAGUUAUGUAGUUUUUUAUCUCCUUGACAUUAGAAGGGAGGGCGCCACCACCAAGAAGGCCCUCUGCCUUCUCAGUCAGUUCUUCGUCCCUCAGUUUCUCUCUUUCUUCCUUUUCCCAGCUAGGAGACCCCACGCUGAGUGUUCUGGAGAUCUGGGGUGCCGAGUACCAAGAAUCCAAUGCCCUCUUGCUACGCCCGCGCCAUGCAGAUUUCCUGCGACGUCUUGCCCGCCGUGAGAGGUGCCCUGUCGACUUCGUGGGCAAGAUCAGUGGCGAUGGACGGGUAAGACAGCAGGAGCAGGGAAAGGGGUGGAGAGAAUGGCUGAAACAAACCAAGCUUUGAUGUGGGAAGGCCUGUGCAGAAAACCAUGGGCGUUAUUUGGACAUAACAAUAAACUACACUAGCGGCCAAAAUUGUGGAAACCUUUUGGAAAAAGUUUGUUUCUGAGGUUUGAUGGCUCAUAACACCACUUUUGAGUAAUGCCAUAACAUUAUAUAUCAAUGGAAAUAUAAUUUAAUGAAGAAUGCAAUGCAACAAGGUUUGUUCCAUUGUCUGUAUUCUAUCAAAAGUUAUAGCCAAAUAACCAGAAAAAGGAAGCACAACUUGCUUAGGUUGAUAUGCAGUACCUUUCCUUCAUUUGAAUGUAGCCAGUGAGCAGGAGUGUUUAGAGAGCCAAUCAGGUGUUAUGAGCCAUCAAACCUCGGAAAUACACUUUCCCCAAAAGGUUUCCACAAUUCUGGCCACUAGUGUCCAGUUGUGGGAACUAGCUGCAGCCGAGAAUCUUGGGGUCCUGUAUUUCUUUUUCAUGGACGUAGUUUAGCAUUCUGUCCAAACCUUGACCUUAUAUAUAUACAGUGGUACCUCGGGUUAAGUACUUAAUUUGUUCUGGAGGUCUGUUCUUAACCUGAAACUGUUCUUAACCUGAAGCACUACUUUAGCUAAUGGGGCCUCCUGCUGCCACCGCGCUGCCGGAGCCCGAUUUCUGUUCUUAUCCUGAAGCAAAGUUCUUAACCUGAGGUAAUAUUUCUAGGUUAGCGGAGUCUGUAACCUGAAGCGUAUGUAACCUGAAGCGUAUGUAACCCGAGAGAUACCACUGAGAGAGAGAGAGAUAGCGCUAGAUUUUAGGAGUGCAAACCUUCACUGCGAUGAUCGGUUUUCUGCUCCUGGUGUGGGGCAGACAUUGUUCGGGCCUGGGAAACUGGGGAGAGGUUAAAGUUGAGUGCCAAAAUCCAAGAAGGGAGAGAAGGGAUUGGGAAGGUUUGAAGGCUGAACACUUUGGGAAGCAGGUGGUCUGUAAAAGUGACUCCUCUUCCUUGACAGAUCGUGCUAGUUGACGACACAAAGGUCCCGGCGAGCGACGUGGAGCUGGAGAAGGGGCAGGUUGGAGGGAGAGCCACUCCUGUGAACUUGAUGCUGGAAUGGGUCCUUGGCAAGAUGCCACGCAAGGUAUGGCACACCUAUGUGUGUGUGUGUGUGUGUGUGUGUCCUCCCCCUGCCCUGCCAUCCCCAAAGAAAAGUUUUGGUAAAACAUCUGUUUAAAGGUGUCCCAGUAGACCAAGGGUGGAAGAACCUGUGGCCUUCCAGACAUUGGACUACAGUUCCCAUCUUCCCUUACCACUGGCCAGGCUGCCUGGGGACUGAUGGGAAUCAGAGUCCAAAGACAUGGAUGGCCACAGGUUGCCCCCCUCCUGCAGUAGAUCUUAAUUCUUUGAAUCUGUGAUACUAUUAUUAUUUAUUAAAGUUGUAUACCGCCCUUCAUUCGUAGAUCUCAGGGCGGUUCACAGCAUAAAAACGUGAGACAAAAACACAAAAUACAUAAUGCAAAGGAAAAGCAAAACAAACCAAUCCCUCUCCCACAAACACAUUUGAAAAGCCAUAGAAUGUUAAUCAGCCAAAUGCCUGGUUGAAGAGAAAUGUUUUUUGCCUGGCACCUAAAGAUUUAUAGUGAAGGCACCAGGUGAGCCGCCACAGAAAAAGCCAAUUCUCGUGUCACCACCCUCCCAUCCCUUCUCUAAAAUGCUCUGGCUUGGAUUCCAAUAUCCUGUGUCCAUUAUUGUUAAUUCCUUCAGCUGGUUAGGAUCUGUCCCUUUUAUACUUAUUGGACGAAUAUUUUCAGGAACUUUGUUCUUUUGUAUUUGAUAUAGAGUUGUUGUUUUUAUUUAAAAAAUGCGUUCUCAAGCCGUUUUGCGGACCUGUCAGUUGCUUUGAGACAUUUUCUUAGUGGUGAGGAUGUGUCGUAAAUGAACAAACAAUGGUGAUGAUUUCUGCCAACCAGGAAUUUGUUUUGAAUCGUGUCCACCGAGACCUCAGCCCUCUAUCUCUUCCCCGUGGCCUUAGUGUGUCAGACGCCCUCCAGCGUGUGCUCAGGCUCCCAUCCGUGGCAAGCAAGCGCUACUUGACCAACAAGGUAAAUGCCUCUCAGAUUUGCGCCUCUGGGUUCUUUUAACCCAGCCAUCUUUUUUCAAAAUGGAGGGAAGGUAUAUUUGCUGCUGAUUUGAUUUUCUCCUCUUUUCCCCUCUGCCCUUCUCCCUCUGGUACAGGUCGAUCGCUCAGUGACGGGCCUGGUGGCUCAACAACAGUGCGUCGGCCCCCUUCACACCCCACUGGCGGACGUUGCCGUGGUGGCCCUCUCCCCCUUUGAGACGGUGGGAGGAGCCACGGCCAUUGGGGAGCAGCCUAUCAAAGGGCUCAUUGACCCUGCAGCUGGUGCCCGAUUGUCUGUGGCAGAGGCCCUCACCAAUUUGGUCUUCGCUCGGGUCACUGACCUUAAGGUGAGGCAGUCUGCACCCCACCCCACCCCACCCCACCCCUGACAUUUUCCCUUCUUGCCUUAAUACAGUGGUACCUCGGGUUACAGAUGCUUCAGGUUACAGACUCCACUAAUCCAGAAAUAUUACCUCGGGUUAAGAACUUUGCUUCAGGAUGAGAACAGAAAUCGCGUGGCACGAAGAACGGACUUCUGGAAUGAAUUAAGUCCUUAACCUGAGGUACCACUGUAUCUCAGUUUUCCCUCCUCUCAGUUUAUCCAAGGUGGACUAAGGCUGAGAGAGGGUGACUAGCUUUUCACUCUGCAAAAGUCUUCUCAAUGCCCUCAUUUUACUAGAAGCUGUGGUAUUUUGUGGUGUUUUCAGUUUUAAGAAAGGCUGCUUUCAUUAUAUAAUUUUGUGCAAUAACCAACAUGACUGCUGAUUGGUUUUCUUUACUACUUAUCAUAUUACUUUAUUUUACGUUGCACACUAGCCUAAAGGGGCCAGGAAAUGUUAAUAUCUGUUAAAUUGGCCAACCUGAGGCCCUGCAAAUGUUUUGUGCUGCAACUCCCAUUUGCGCCAUACUGGCUGGGAGUUGUAGUCUACAACAUCUCAGGAGAGUGGGCAGGGGAGCAGGUUGGCAAAGAUGUGUUAAAUCUUAAUAAUACACAAACACUCAGAUAAUGGGUUGCCUCUGAUUGGGCUGGGUGAUAUAUCAACAUAUUGUCCCAAACCGGUUUGAAGUCCAUAUCGGUUUCAUAAUUUUUGCCCUGGCGAAUUGCGAAUCGUGAUGUGUGUGUUAUGCAAACAUUUUUAAACGGGGGAAACCGUGACGCCAGCCAAUGCCUCUACACAGCUCCAUCCUUAUUCCAGACAUGGUGAUAUAUCAGUAUAUCGUGGUGUUUAGCUUGGUGACAUAUCACGAUGUUGAAAACCAGAUAUCGCCCAGCCCUAGUCUCUGAUCAUAUUCUGUGUAGGACCCUCACUGAAAUCAACGCAUUUCUCUUAUGAAACCUCUAAGCGGUUUAAAUAUAAAACAUUAAUUUGUGUGCUAGAGUUGGAGGCUAGCCGUACGGGCAACCGCCUCCUUCCCACUGUUGCCUAACCUCUCUGUCUAUGUGGCGGCGACAUUUGUGUCCUUCCAGGAUGUGAAAUGCAGUGGGAAUUGGAUGUGGGCAGCCAAGUUGCCUGGCGAGGGGGCUGCCUUGGCGGAGGCCUGCAGGGCCAUGUGCUCUGUGAUGGGUGAGCUGGGCGUGGCUGUGGACGGCGGAAAGGACUCCCUCAGCAUGGCAGCCCGCGUUGGCACGGAGACCGUUAAGGCACCUGGUGAGGAACAGAAAAGCUUCUGCCAAGGGAUGGGGUGGUUGCCCCCUUCCUCCAAAAUAAAAAUGCUCUCCUCAAGUUCGGAGGGUUCUUUUAUCUGAGGAUCUGAGGCUUGUUUUGUCCUCUCUCUUUUUUUUUCAUUUUCAACUCCUCCCUUGCCCUUUUCAUAUUUUUGCUGCCUUUCCAAGCCAUCUCUGCUACUUAUUUUGGAAGGAGCGGCUUCUGAUAGGCAUUCAGACAACCUUUAAGAUAUUGUAACCAAAUUUUGCUGGGUGAUUCCUGAGCUCAAGGAGCAGAUAUUCAUCAGCGUUGAGAUAAAAUUGCAAGCCCUUUUGAGUAAAAGUAGUGAACUUAACGUUUUGAAACUGCACCAGUUUAACUGCUGACUUCAAAACUGCAGAUUAAAAAAAAAUAAAUCUUAGCACUUCUGAGCAAUGCCAGGUAUGAGGUUGCCAGUGUGCUUGCGCUAUAUAUAUGUGUGUGUCUGUGUGUCUCUCUCUGUGUGUGUGUUUCGCAUAUGUGCACAGAUGCACAAACAUUUUCCAAAUCAACUGAAUGUGGAUUGUAACUAGAGAGGCAUAAACCCAGGUCUGCAGAAACACUUCUGAAAGGGAGAGAAAAAGGUUAGGCUCUAGCUUUGUCUAGUCUCCCGGGAAAUAGAUCUCCCCGCUCCUUGGGCUGAUGGGACAUUCUGUCAAAAACACAGGAGCUAGAGGCAGCUUCUAAGUUUUCCCUGUGGUUGCACCUUGUCAAACAAGCUCAGAAAAAUCCCCUGUGGCUGCUUCACUUUUGGUCCCCUUGACAGGGGGAAGGAGGGUGUUGUUAUUUCCUAACAAGCUGUUCCCCAGGCACCUUGUAGCUUGACUGCAGGCGACUUUGGAUGUUUUCCUAGCUCUCAAUAAAUGUGCUUUAACACUCUGCAUAUUUUCUCCAUUCCAACUCUUCUCCCUCCACCUUUAUGCUCCUUUCCCCAGGAACACUUGUCAUCUCAGCUUAUGCUGUCUGUCCAGAUAUCACUGCUACGGUGACCCCUGACCUCAAAUGUCCAGAUGGAAAAGGUAAAGUCAAGAGCUGGUGAGAAGAACAUCUUUCUGCCACACUCACCAUCUUCUCCCACCUCAUCACUGUGGCUCGUCACACCCUUUGAGAACCACUGCUUUAGAGAAUGACUUGUAGAAUAUUUGCUAAUACAGUGGAACCUUGGUUCUCGAACGGCUUAGUUGGCAAACAAAUUGGCUCCUGAAUGCCAAAAACCCGGAAGUAAGUAUUCCGGUUUUUGAACAUUUUUUGGAAGCUGAACAUUUGACGCAGCUUCCGCUUGAGUGCAGGAAGCUCCUGUUACCAAUUGGAAGCCAUGCCUUGGUUUUCAAACGGUUUCAGGAGUCGAACGAACUGCAGUGUUUUCUCUAUUUUAGCUAUUCCAGAGGGUGUGAUGCCAAGCAUUUAGUGUAAGAUUUUGGGCUUCUUUUCCAUUCUUUUGCAAUUCCUUCUUAAGAUCAGAUAUAAGGCCAAUUCUUUUGGCAGCGGAUCUAUCCAAAAUAUCCAGUAACAUCCCUUUCAGACAAGAAGCAAUGGCUUCUUUAGCAAUAUUUAACAUAUCUGUCAAAAUCAAAUUCCAAAAACACUGCACCAACUUGCCUUCCCACCAUAAAGGAUAAUAUGUACUAAGUGCUGACAACAAUUAGAUCUCUUCCCGACCCCUUUUUGUAGGUGUUUUGCAGUGGAGAGAGGAAAAAUCCAAGACAAUCAUUUUGUCCUCUUCGCUGAUUUCUUGGGCAUUUUUUCAGGGACCCUUCUUCACGUGGCAAUCUGUCCUGAUCGGCACCGCCUGGGGGGCAGCGCUCUGGCCCAGUGCUUCUCUCAGCUGGGGGACGUUUCGCCAGACCUGGAUAAUCCCAGCACCCUUGUUUCCUGCUUCCAAGUCACCCAGAGUCUGCUACAAGGUAAGCAUGCGUUGAACGAGGACGGGGUCACCCCUGGCCUGCCCACCCCCACCCCCAGAUCCAGCGCUGCUGGCCCCAGUCCCUGGUACGACAUACCUAAAUAUUUACUUAUAAUUCCCCAUUGGGUAAAGGCACUCUAAACACACCUAAAUGAAAGGCAAGCACUCCACCUCUGAGCCAUGGCAGAAGGCAGGCGGAAGGUGGAAAGAAGAAGCAGGUCCCUUAUACUUCUGUGAUGGGAAAGAGGAUUUGGGGGUAAUCUGAACUCUACACCAAAGAAAAAGGAAUACUCUGUGACCUGGGUAAACUGAGCACAGGUGCAUGUAUGUGCUUAUUAAUGUAUUUUAAAUCUUUUGUUGGACGCUGCCCAGAGUGGCUGGAGAAACGCAGCCAGAUGGGCAGGGUAUAAAUAAUAAAUUAUUAUUAUUAUUAUGCGUAAUUCUGCUUCUGUUUGCCAUAAGGAAGGGGCAAUUUGUAGAAUUUGUACUGUUAAAACGGAAAGGGGUCAAACCAUCGCAAGAGGUUUUGACAUUUUGGGAGAUUAGAUAGUUACAAUGGAAUUGUCUUGAGGGUAGGGUGCACAUUUUUUUAUUAUUAUUAUUACUUUGUCAAAAAUAAAAAUAAAAGGAAGGGGUAACAAGUUUUGCAGGGCUACGAAGUCAAGCUCUUUGACUUCUACAGAUCCUGCUCUUACCUUGCCCAGUGUUGUGUACAAGCCAGCUUCCUAUCUAUACUAGAAACUUCCUUUUCAAAUUAAAUAAAACAUAGGUUCUUGGGACUGCAGAAGCUGCUGUUCCAGUAGCAAAGUCUCUCUUGUGUGUGUUUUUAACAAAGCUGAGGACAGCACUCGGCCACACAGACAAAUUUCUUCUGUCACACAGAUGAAUUUAUUUCUCUCUCCCACAGACGCAGUGAUUUCCGCAGGGCAUGAUGUGAGCGACGGCGGCCUCUUGACUUGCAUGCUAGAAAUGGCCUUUGCCGGGAACUGCGGUGCCCACAUCGAACUGGGGGCGCCUGGAGUCAAUGGUCAGUGAGUUAGGGAGAAGAGGAGUUGUGGCAUGGGAGUUUGAGGGUGGCACUGAGCCUGAGUUGCUGUCGGAGAUUGGCUGAUUUGGAACAAGAUAUUCAGUGGGGAGAGAGAGAGCGUCAAAGGGAAGUCCUUGGCAAAUGAAUGUGCAGGGCAGGGGUAGCUGGGAUAGUGCCUUGAGAUCAAAGCAUGAGCUGGAGAGUUGGUCAGGGGUAGAGAAGAAGGAUGCUUUUGAAUUAUGGUGCUGGAGGAGACUCUUGAGAGUCCCAUGGACUGCAAGAAGAUCAAACCUAUCCAUUCUUAAGGAAAUCAGCCCUGAGUGCUCACUGGAAGGACAGAUUGUGAAGCUGAGGCUCCAAUACUUUGGCCACCUCAUGAGAAGAGAAGACUCCCUGGAAAAGACCCUGAUGUUGGGAAAGAUGGAGGGCACAAGGAGAAGGGGACGACAGAGGAUGAGGUGGUUGGACAGUGUUCUCGAAGCUACCAGCAUGAGUUUGACCAAACUGUGGGAGGCAGUGGAAGACAGGAGGGCCUGGUGUGCUCUGGUCUAUGGGGUCACGAAGAGUCAGGCACGACUAAACGACUAAACAACAACAACAAAGAAAAGAAGGGCAUGGAGAACGUUGGGUGGAGAAGGAUGAAAAUAUUUCCUUGACCUGGAUCUGAGAAUGCAGCUGCAGCUGCUGUCCAUUGGGUCUGAUGAGGUGGAAAGCUGGGAGCCGACAGCAGGUGGUGCCAGAGCCCAGAGCAGGCAGAGCCAAUUCUGUUCCCAUCUGCCUCCCUGUUGAGUUCUGCAAGAAGCAAGGCUAAGACAAAGGAGGAGGCACUGGUAGUCAUUGCAGGCCAUAGGUGUAGCAGCAAUUGGCAUUCAGAGAGGCCUUGGAACUUGGAAGUGGUAUAUACCAGCCAUCCUAACUAGCAGUCACCGGUAGCCUUAUGCUCCCUGAAAUUUACAAAACUCAUUUUGUAAAAGCCGUCUGAAUUGAUGGCCGUCGCCACUUCUUGUGGCUAUAGUGAAUCACGUCCUUUGACUAUCAGACUCUGGCCCAAGACAUCUUUGAUGCCUAGGGCAAAGGACAAGAUGGCGCCCCUUCGACGUUCAGAAAAUCGAGAGCUGACUCAGACUUCAGCUCCAGGAACAAGAGAGCAGCACCACAUCUAAGGGUUGCUGGCUGGGUUAGGGGGUACAAUGCUCUCCUGAUUUUGAGGGGAAUAGCCAAUGAGGUGCUGCUGCCACCCUCAGUUUCUGCCGCCUGAGGCAGUUUCCUCCCUUUGUCCUAUGGUCGCGCCGGCCCUAUUUGACUAGGCAUUGUGUCUCUUCUGAAUCUUCCAGCAUUCAGCUCCUGUCAGGGUGGUGCCAGCAGCUCCCGGCUGGUUGCCCAGGAAAGUAUAAAGACAAGGAAAAGUUUCUUACAGUCUAUUUUUCUUCUUCAAUCUUUACAGAGAGAGGCUAUAGAAUCCAGCCUCUUGGAUAAUGGCAUUGUCCUGAGUGAAUCUCUAUCCUCCCGUCUCUCCUACCUCCUCUUUCAUCAUCAUCAUCACCACCUCCUCCUCUACGGGUACCUCUGUCUUUGAGCUCUUUGCUCUCCUACUUUUAAGGCUUGCCGGGUUCUGAGAGAUGGAGGGUCUGGAAUGCUUUCUAAUAACAAUGUGUCAGCCAGGUGUUGCUCUGGCUCUCCCGUGAUUUCCCAGCUUUCCUCCUCAUCUGCCUCUGAGCUGCGACCUCCCUCAAAUCCCUGCUGUAAAUCUAUAGUGUCUUCCUCUUCGUCCUCCCUGGAAGGGUCAGGAUGGGGAGGUAGUCUCCACCAUUCCUCCUCUGCCCAGUCCCUCACAGCUCCGUUGGAUGACCUCCACUGGAUUGUGAGAAGGAGGAGGACUUUUCAUUGUCCUCUAUAAUGUCCUAGCCUCUUUACUUGCCUUUCCCCCCUUAAAUUAACUAGCGCCCUUCCUUGCAACCUUCCAUUGUUGUUUUGCUUGUCCUUUUCCGGUUCCCUCACCCUAACGCAGUCACACUUCCUCUCUUCCCUUAGCCCUUGAUGUCCUCUUUGCUGAGGAGCUGGGCCUGGUGCUAGAGGUGCCCCGUGCGGCGGCGGCCGACGUCUGCCAACGGUACCGGCGGGCUGGCGUGCGGUGUGUGCCAGUUGGGCAUUCAGGCCCCCGGGGCCCUAAUGCUAUGGUGAGUGUGGACGUGAGCCCUGGGGGGCAGCAGUGGGGCUGGUGGCGGGAAGACUUGCUUAAAGGGUUGCUGUUAGAGUUUAUUUCCAGACCGCCUUUCAACCAAGAAAGACGCUCCGAGGCAGCUCACAAAGGAUACCACACAAACACAACUUUCGAGUAAAAAAACAAACAAACCCUUUCUAGUUAUUUAUUGCAUUUAUAUCCAACCCCUUUUCUCUGAGGAGGCGGCGUGCAUGGUUCUGCCCCUCUUCCUCCUUUUAUCUGCACAACAUGCCUGUGAGGUAGGCUAGGCUGAGAGGCAGUAGCUGGCCCAAGGUCACCCAGUGAGCUUCAUGGUUCAACUAUGGAACUCACUCCCACAGGAAACAGUGAUGGCCACCAACUUGGAUGGUGUGUGUGUGUGUGUGUGUGUGUGUGUGUGUGUGUAUAUAUAUAUAUAUAUAUAUAUAUGUAUGUAUAUAUGUAUAUGUGUGUGUGUAUCUGUAAAUUUUUAUUAACUUUUCUGUUUUACAAUUUAGAAUAUGCAUUUAGACAACCUUAACAUAUCAAUGACUUCCCUUCUUCUUUUUCCAUGGUUGAUUUUGCAUGCCAUAAAUCCCUGCAUAUUUUAUAUAAAUGAAACCAUUCAGUAUUCCGUUAUUACUUCCAUCAAAACUUAUUUACACUAUUGAAUUUACCCUAAUGCUGCCAACGUUUUCAAGUGUACACAAUUUCCCCCCCAUAUAUUCAAUAAACAUUUUCCAUUCUUCUUUAAACGUAUGUUCUUCUUGUUCUCUUAUUCUGUAUGUUAGGUCUGCAAGCUGCACAUAUUCCAUCAGCUUAAGUUGCCAUUCUUCUUUAGUUGGGACCUCACUCAUUUUCCAUUUUGGGGCUAACAAAACACAGGCGGCAGUAGUGGCCUACAUAAAUAACCUUUUUUGACACCUGGGAAUUUCCAUCUGAAUCAUCCCAAACAAAAAGGACUCUGGUGGUUUUUUUUGGGGGGGGGGGGAGAAGUGCUUUUAAACAUUUUUUUUCCAAUUCAUUAUAAAUUAUUUCCCAAUACUCUUUUACCCUUUUACAGGUCCACCACAUGGCCAAGCAGGAAUUUGGUCUUCCCACUUACUCCCCCUCCUUUUUUUAAUUUGCAUUUUAUUUAUUUGUUAACAUUCUUAUAUUACAUCGGUAAACGUUGUCAUAUUACAUUACAGGACUUACUAUAAUAUAAUUUCCAACAUGUAUACAAAAAUUAUAUACAAAUUUUAUAUACCUAGAAAGAAAAUGAAAAAAGGAACAAAAAGUAAAAACGAAAACAAUUCCCCCCCAAAAAAUCAUAUACAUACCAACACACUAGAUUUCCUAUCUAUCCCGUUGUAUAUUCCUUUUUUACACAUGAAUGUACUCUUAUUAUUGUAUAUUUCUUUGCAUUUUAUCUAAUACAUUCCUAUAUCAAUAUGUGCUUUUAGUCUUUUUUCUCAACUCAGUCUCACUCCAACGUCAAUCAAAUGCCAGCAUAGAUAGCGAAACUUUACUGUAUUUUUGAACAUAUGUUUUAUAUCUAUCCCACUUUUCCAUAAAUUUUUGUUUCGAAUUGCCUCUCAGGGUGUUUGUUAACUGAGCCAUUUCAGCAAAUUCUUGUAGCUUGUAAUGCAGUCCACUUACUCCCCUCUUUACGGUUUUUCCAUCUCCCAAUGCUCCCCGCUUUUUGUUGUUGUUAACUUGCUGCCUUGUUGUGACGCUUUGCAGAUCCAGGUCACCGUGAACGGCCAGGAAGUGUUGGCAGAAAAAGUGUCCACCUUGCGCGGCUGGUGGGAAGACACGAGCUUCCAGCUGGAGAGGCUGCAAGCGAACCCGGACUGUGUGGCCCAAGAAGAGGCAGGGCUGACCAAGCGCACGGAGCCCAGCUACACCCUGACCUUUAACCCCCAGGAAGAACUUCCCCUGCUGCAGGAAAUGGGUAUGGGGCAGACCAGGGCCAAGAAGAGGGGUGGGGAAAGGGGUGGGGCACCGCCUGGUACCUAAGUAAAGGUUGUCGACCCCUUGAAAGGAAGGAGCCUCAAUUAGCUAGGCAACUUGAACUUCAGUUGGUCUACUCUGAGUUGGGCUAGUGCAAGAUACCACCCUGAGAAAAAGGAAAUAGAGCUGUUGCCUGACCUCUUAGCAGAUUAAUUUUAGCAAAUAAAUUGAUUGCAUUUGCAUUUGGGUAAAAACAGUGGCGAUGAAGUGAGAAGUGUAUACUUUAUUAGCUUUGGAUAACAUGCAUGAGCCGCUGUAGGCAUGAUCUUAGGAGAGACAUCCUUUUGCGAGAGCAAAUGGGGGAUUCAUUUUCUGAGAUGUGAUAUUUGUAAGUACAGUCAAACCUCGGUUGUUGAACGUAAUCCAUUCUGGAAGUUCAUUUGGCUUCCGAAAUGUUCGACAACUGAGGUGUGGCUUCUGAUUGGUUGCAGGAGCAUCCUGCUCUCAAGCAGAAGCUGCGUCAGACGUUUGGCUUCCAAAAAAUGUUCGAAAACCGGAGCGUUUACUUCCGGUUUUUUUGCAUUUGGGAACCAAAAUGUUCCAAAACAGAGGCAUUCAGGAACCGAGGUUUGACUGUACCUGUAUUAAAAAUUACGUUUUAAAAAAACCCUGCCCACUUAAUCAAGAACACUUUUUGAGUUGACUUAAUCAGUAAGGCCACUUUUUUUAGUUGACUUGAUUUUGAAUUGUGAAAUCGAUUAAUUGUUCAUGGUAAAACCUUGCAGCCUAAUCGUGAAGGGAUGACAACAAACCGUGUGUCUUUUCCCUACAGCCCUUCCUGCCCCCCGUGUCGCCAUCCUUCGUGAAGAAGGGAGUAACGGGGACCGUGAAAUGGUGGCGGCGCUCCUCAUGGGUGGCUUCCAGGUGAGCAGACCAAUGUGGAUUUAGUGAAGGCAUCGCCCACAAGUGCUUUGAGAUGAAGAUCUCUAACCUAAUAAUGUCAGGAGAGCCCUGCAGGAUCAGGCCCCAGGUCCAACUCCUCCAGCAUUCUGUUCUCACAGCGGCCAAGCAGAUACACUCUCCCCUCUUGUGAUGGCACUCAGAGGCAUAAAAUGAUCUCUGGCACUGGAGGUGGAUCUCGGCCAUUGACAAGUGGAAUAACUGUGUCUUAGUGAAGUGAAGGCACGAGUCAGGUGUUGGUCAUCAGGUGAACUGUGCGUAAGCAAGCUGCCAGCUACCUCUGCGGAGGCUCUUUAUUAGCACAGUAUGCAAAACCAGUCAAAUACAUUUUGGACUGUGACCUUUACACAUCGUCCAAUCCCGAGAUCAAGGGGUGGUACAAGGUUAUUUUGGCACCUGUUUCCACCGCGUCAUUUCCCCCUUGCACAAUGUUUAAUCGAAAGAGACAAAGGUCAUCAGACUACUAAGAGAGCAAAAGGUUAGAUAGAGGGCAUGAUGUUCAGACAGCUGAGGCCUGUCUGCGGGUGGAAGUGUGCUCCACACCUGGCGAUCAUUCCUUCAUUCAGCGGUUGGCAAACUAAGGUCCCCGGGACAGAUCAGGCCCCCCUGGGUCCUGUAUCUGGCCCGUGAUGCGAAGCCAGAACCCGCUGUGAAGCUGAGACUCUCGGUGAUGGCGACGGAAGGAAAAGGCCGAGUGGUGGUGGUGGCUCUGCCAAUCAAACGCCAUGCCUGGUUAACUCAGUGGUGUUUGAUUGGCAGAGAUGUCCUCAUGCUGCCCUGAGGUAAACCAGGCGUGGUGUUUGAUUGGCAGAGCCACCACCACCACUCGGCCUUUUCCUUCCGUCGCCGCCACCACCCUGGUGCUCCUGUGGGCCAGAGAGCGGAGCGGACGAGCUCACUCUGCCUACCCACAAGAAGCAGCAGCUGUGGCAGUAGCCCCUGGGCAGGUAAGUGCAGCGGGUGGGGGUGGGGAGGAGGACUACUUGCCCCCCCAUGCCUCUUCUUCCAGCCCCCCCCCAGUGCCACUUCUCCAGCCCAACACAAGGUCUGAGGGACAGUGGACCGGCCUGCUGCUAAAUUUGUUUGCUGACCCCUGUCUUAAGUUAUUUAUUACACUUAACAUACAGUGGUACCUCUGGAUACGAACAGGAUCCGUUCCGGAUCCCCGUUCGCAUCCUGACGUGAACACGAUCCGUGUUUGCGGGUCACGAUUCACCGCUUCCGCACAUGCGCGUGACGUCAUUUUGACCGUCUGCGCAUGCGCAAACAGCAAAACCUGGAAGUAACACUCUGUUACUUCCGGGUCGCCGCGGAGCGCAACUGAAAGCACUCAACCUGAAGCAACUACAACCCGAGGUAUGACUGUACCAUAUUUUCCUCUGACGAGCUCAAGAUUUGUAUUCGUGUUUCUCCUCUUUCCUCAUUUUAUCCUCACAACAAACCCUGUGAGGCAGGUUAGGCUGAGUGACCAGGCUGAGUGUGAGCUUCAUGGCUGAGUGAGGAUUUGAACCCUGGUCUCCCAGGCCAUAGCCUGGCACUAUGCCACACAAUAUGGAGUAGGUUCAUUGAGAUUAAUGGACGUACAGUGGUGCCCAGCAAGACGAAUGCCUCGCAAGACGAAAGGGUUUUGCGUUUUUUGAGUCGUUCUGCAAGACGAAUUUCCCUAUGGGCUUGCUUCGCAAGACGAAACUGUUGGAAAUCAAGCCUUUAUCAGGAGAAACUGGCCACUCUCCAGGCACCCAGCUUGAUCUCCUGUUGACCUCCCUGUCUGCAUUCCCAGCAGGAUACAGGCUAGGUCGCAAUAGGCGAUCCUUCUCAGCGUGAGAAGAACACACCUCCUCUUUCCUGCCCCCCGGGCAGGGGAAAGAGAUAGACAGAAACGUAUUUACAUGCCUUUAUUUCUGUCUUUGCAGCGUUACAGAAAAAAUGACUGCUCUCUUCAUACUCCUGCAGUCGAGAGAGAACAAACACUCCCUGUCCAGCUCAUAUUACACUCUGAUCUAAUUCCGGUGCCCUCUGCACUGUGAAUUGACUGUCCCUCUGUUUCCCACGGAACAGUCCCAACAUUCCAUCAUGUUUUGUUUUCAAGCUACCAGCAGCUCGCGGCUGCAUUGCUUCAAUAUCGUAACUUGCGAGUUCUUGCGAGUUUGUUUCCUUUUUCUUAAAGCCGCUAAUAGCCGUGCUUCGCAAGACGAAAAAACCGCAAGACAAAGAGACUCGCGGAACGGAUUAAUUUCGUCUUGCGAGGCACCACUGUAAGUCAUUUCAGCGGGUCUCCCCUCAGUAGGACUUUAACAUUGGAUAUCACCGAAAAACUGAAGGAACAGGAACCUCACGCAAGGAGUUGGAUCUCCUCCCCGCAAUGUUUCUGUCACUUCGAUCCCCUCCCUUCCUGAAAGGCCUCCUCUUUAUUGUCUUCUCUCCGCCCUCACUUCAGGUCUGGGACCUCACCAUGCAAGACCUGUGCUCGGGCGAGAUGACGCUGGACUCCUUCCGCGGCCUGGUGUUUGUCGGAGGGUUCAGCUACGCAGAUGUUUUGGGUUCUGCCAAAGGUCAGCCUUGCCUCUUGCAAGGAACGGGGCCGUCCGCUUGCCUCGGGUCGAGGAGAAAGCUUCCACCCAAUCUUGUGGCAAGGGAUGGCGGCCUUGUUGCUGGGGUUUGGGCAGGGGGUUCCUAACUGCCUCACGCUCUUUGGGAGAUGCUGUUGCCGCUGAUGCCAUGAUAGCUGUGGGGGUCUUUGGCAUGUGGUUCAGAAGGGCUUGCAAAAUCCAGACAAUUCAUCUCCUUUUUUCUUGCUUGCAGGCUGGGCAGCUUCGGUGACCUUUAACCGCAGGGCGCAGGCUCAGUUCCAGGCCUUUCAUCGGCGCAGAGACACCUUCAGCCUGGGCAUCUGCAAUGGCUGCCAGCUGAUGGGACUGCUAGGCUGGGUGGGGAACAAGAGCGCUGAUGUGCAAGAUGAAGGUAAGCGAGUUGGUAGUGGAAUGGACUCCCUCGGAAGAUGGUGCCCUCUUCUUCACUGGGGGCGUUGAAUCAGAGAUUGGAUGGCCAUCUGUUGGGGGCUUUUUACAGUGGUACCUCGGGUUACAUACGCUUCAGGUUACAGACUCCCCUAACCCAGAAAUAGUACCUUGGAUUAAGAACUUUGUUUCAGGAUGAGAACAGAAAUCACACGGCGGUUGUGCGGCAGCAGCGGGAGGCCCCAUUAGCUAAAGUGGUGCUUCAGGUUAAGAACAGUUUCAGGUUAAGAACGGACCUCCGGAACGAAUUAAGUACUUAACCCAAGGUACCACUGAAGUUGUGAUUCCUGCUUUUCAGGGGGUUUGGGUUAGGGGACCCUUCAUGAUUCCAGGAAACUUGGAAUAAGGGUAUGCUUGCUUUGCACCCUGAAUGCUGCUCUGGUCAAAGGUGGAUUGAGGCAAGGUUACCAGACGCCCCCGUUUCCCAGGGACAGUCCCCGGAUUUACAAAUCAGUCCCCAUACAAAAUCCAUUGAAGUUGAAAAGUGUCCCCGGAUUCAUUGAAAAAAAAUCUGGUAACCUUAGUUUGAGGAUCCUUGGAAACAUUGGCCUGCUAAAAACUUAAUUGCUUUGGCAAGCCUCUCCAGGUAGGUCACAUGUUUUAAUGUUUUCAGCUUAUUGUUGAUAUUAAUCAUUCUUUGAUUUUUUUAAAAUACUUGCUUCGGCUGUUUUUACUGACAAUGUCAUUGUUUUAUUUAAACCCCGUUGAGGUUUGUUUGGUGUUUUUUUUUACAACCAAGCAGUAUGUAAAUCACAUGAAAUAAAAAAAAGAGAUAUAAAAAUUUUCUUGAUCUUGGUUAUUAUUCCAGGUGGCGCCAUCCAGCCAGGUGUGCUGCUGAGUCCCAACAAUUCUGGGCGCUUUGAGUCUCGUUUUGUGAGCGUCGGCAUCGAGGAGAGUCCGGCACUGAUGUUCCGGGGCAUGGCUGGUUCUACCCUGGGCAUCUGGGUGGCACAUGGAGAAGGUAAUCUUUGUUUUAAAAAAUUGAGUGGGGUGGGGAGAGGGUUCAUAAUUAGGUUUAGAAAAACCUUCAGUGCAAGUAACUGGAAAUGGGAAUAAAGCACCAGUGAUUUCUGAAAGGCAUAAAAAAAAUUAAGGGGUUAUACACUAAUAUGUAAAAUGACAAAUUAUAUUUAUUUUAGAGACAGGAAUUAAACAUGCUUGAUUGAUAGAAAAAAUGUUUGCAGUUUUAACUGGCUUUCUGUAAUGUUUGAAGAAAUGUAUUCAAUAUGUUGCCCUUAGAGCUCUGGUGCAUGUAACAGCGUUGACUUUUAAUAACAUAAUUACAAUAAUUAAUAAGCUUCAGUACUGGGAGCUGAAGGCCGCCUUUUUCAUUUUUUAAACAUUUCUAUUUUUUAAGAGAACACAGAAGCAUGCAAAUAUGAAAAAACCAAGACAUAAAGCUCAAAAUGCAAGAAGCUAAACAAUGCACACUCUUUAUCAAGAGGAGCUAUUGGGAAUGGGGUUAAGAGAAAAGAAACCUUUUUUCAAGUCCAGUGAUCCCUCUGACUUAUGCUAACACCACUGCCAGACCUUGCGUGCAUGUGCAUGUUCUCCUGGGAAAGAUUCUAAUUCCAGUAAGAAAUCCCCCCCUGGUUUGUUUGUUUUUAGAAUUCAGCACAAAGCAUUGAGAAAACUGCCUUGUUCAUGUGGCUUUGUGGGCGCAUUUGCAAGUUCCUACUGGACUGAGAGUAAUCUAGGCUGGCCAAUGGAGAGAGGCUGCCACAUAAAUAUUGUGAGAGUCCACGACUCAUCACUCACCUUUUCCCUCUUCCUGCAGGUCGGAUGCGAUUCCGCUCAGAUGAAGUCCUGGCCCAGGUGCGCUCUGCUCGCUUGGCGCCUCUCCGCUACGUGGAUGACCAGGGUCUGCCAACUGAGGAGUACCCUAUGAAUCCCAAUGGGUCUCCACUGGGCAUUGCGGGCAUUUGCUCUCCCGAUGGGCGCCACUUGGCGAUGAUGCCUCACCCUGAGCGAUGUGUCCUUCCCUGGCAGUGGCCUUGGAUGCCCGCCUCCUGGCGCCAGUCUCUGAAGGUCUCCCCGUGGCUCCGCAUGUUCCAGAACGCCUGCGAGUGGUGCUUGCGCUAUCCCCAGGGCCAGCCUUGACCUUGCUUUCCGCUGCCUUUCUGAAAACUUUCUACACCCACUCACAAGCUACACUGCACCAUCAAUUGCAAGCUGGACUAGACCAGAUUAGACACGGUCCCUGUGGUGUGGAUGCAAAACUUUCCAGUGCUGUUAUCCUCAUACAUAGUCUAGGUCCCUAGCCCCCACACCCGCAACACACAUUUGAAUGAACUUAGGGAGGGGUCAAGGAAGAACGGAUGUGCAGUCCCUCCAGUGGGCACAGGGGGGUGACAUUGUGCAAUAAAUAAGUUGGUUUGUACCAAUCCAAUUGUGGAACAACGUGGGACCAAUGGAGUUUCUAUAUUGCCAAUAAAAGCAAAUUUGAAUUUAGAAAUACGCA
Molecule: messenger RNA, 34308 nt
Organism: Podarcis lilfordi (Lilford's wall lizard)
Lineage: Eukaryota; Metazoa; Chordata; Lepidosauria; Squamata; Lacertidae
Source: the annotation of a GenBank genome assembly